AUGGACUCCACCGUUGCGACGGCCGCCGAGACGUCCUCUGCUCCUAAGAAGGAAGUGGAACUGAAUCAGAAUGAAGGGCAAGGGGGCGUGGCUCUUACUAGAGCGCGCCGUGGAAGUUGCUUCAUAUUUCAUCUGGAGCGUCUGGGAAGAAGUGAGCCCGUCAACGCGGUAAGAGCUGCAUCAGCCCCGCACUUCGCGCCAGGGAGCCGCGUCAUCUUGGUGGCAGGUGAGCCUCAGGAAAGCGACGCCGAGGUCACGCACGGUGCGAGCUUCACAUUCUUACGUAAACUGCACUGGCCUCGAGUGUAUGAGAGGCACGCCACAAAUGGAAGAUUUCCAGCAAAGAAGGUGGACAUUGAGCUAAGUGAUGUUCGUGAAUGGAGCAGUAUAGCCGAUGUUGAAUGCACAACAGAAGCGGAAUUAACUGACGCCCAGCUCGUUGUUGCUGUAACUCUAACAACCGAUGAGAACGAGAAAGAUGAUAACGACAUCGAAGGCACGGCUUGCCCCGGCGACUGCCCGCCAGAGCUGGCGCCAGUCUGCGGCAACGACGGCAUCACGUACCGCAACCUGUGCCAGCUCAGGAGGAAGUCCUGCAUCGGCGGAGCGGCCAUCAGGGUGUCACACGUGGGGCAGUGCGAAGAGGAGACGGCGGCGGACCCGUGCGAGUCCCUGGAGUGCGGGCCGUGGUCGCGCUGCCAGGUGUCUGGGGGCGGCGCGACGUGCCGGUGCCUCUCCUGCCCUCCGCCGCCACCUCCGGGCUCUGGGUCGGGGUCGGGGUCCCACGUCUGCGGCUCCGACGGCAGGGACUACGGCUCGGAGUGCGAGCUGCACGCCGCCGCCUGCCGUCUGGGCGACACUCAGCUGGCGCUGCGCCACCACGGCAAGUGCGACGUUUGCCAGGGCCACAAGUGUCCUGUACAUUCCACGUGUUAUCCAGACGACCAAGGAAUGCCUCAGUGUCGUUGUCUCGAUACCUGUCGCGAUGCAGUCAAAUCGCCUGUCUGUGGGUCUGACGGCACAACGUAUGAAUCGGCCUGUCGUCUGAGGAUGACGUCUUGCGAGAAACAGAUGAUAAUUGUGGUCACCUACAAGGGUCCCUGUGACCCUUGCAGAGGCGUGGUGUGCGCGGAGCCCGGCGCCGUAUGCAGGGCAGGAGUUUGCGCCUGCCGGGACGACUGCCCGCGCGACGCCCCUGCCGAGCGGGUUUGCGGCAGCGACGGGCGCACGUACCGCAGCGAGUGCCGCCUGCACCUCGCGUCGUGCCGCAGACCGCGUGGCCGCUCCCCCAUCACUGUGGCCUUCUACGGCGACUGCAGGGCGGCCGAUGAAGAGACGCCCGUGGUGGCGCUGACGUCUACGACGGCGUCCUCGGUGUCGCCGACGCCGCUGUCCACCCUGCCCGGAGACUACGACGCGGACGGCGUGCAGAAGGUGUCCAAGUCCACGCGGCACCUGGCGCUGGCGGAGGCAGUGGCGGGGGCGGCGGGGGCGGUCAGCCACCACCAGUACGUGCUGCCGGACGCCGGGGCCGGCCUCACGUCGGCGUCUCUCUACCGGGGGCUCUCCGACCACCCAGACACAGAGCCGCUGUACUCGGCGGUGUACCGGCCGACGCCUGCGACGCUGUCGUCGCUGCUGGGCGGCGCCUGCUCCUCGGACGGCGACUGUUCGGUGGCCGGCAGCCGCUGCCAGGAAAACACCUGCCGCUGCGGCCCGGACCGCACCCCCUCACACGAUCGCCAACACUGUCUGGCUUAUCAAAUCCCGUCAUUUGAUGGGCAGGCUUAUAUCGAAAUGAAGCGCCUCAAAGCACACAACAAACUGAAUAUUGAAAUAGAAUUCAUCACGUACGCGAACGACGGACUUCUGCUCUACAACCAGCAGAAAGAGGAUGGGACAGGAGACUUCGUCUCCCUGGCUAUUGUUCAAGGCCACGUGGAGUUCAGGUACAACCUGGGCAAUGGCGCGGUGGCGCUGACGUCGGCAGAGCGCGUCACGCUGGGCAGGGUGCACGUGGCGAGGGCGCGCCGCUACCACCGCGACGGGCUGCUGCGGCUGGACGACGGGCCCGAGGUGGUGGGCCAGAGCCAGGGGCCGCUGCGCGCGCUCAACCUCGAGCUCAGCGCCUACCUGGGCGCCGUGCCCACCAACCACUCCAGGUAA
This is a messenger RNA of Schistocerca gregaria, 2166 nucleotides long. Its product is annotated as agrin-like. NCBI's taxonomy places the organism in Eukaryota, Metazoa, Arthropoda, Insecta, Orthoptera, Acrididae. Bases 1 to 2166 code for a protein of 721 amino acids. Gene Ontology annotation, biological process: anatomical structure development. The transcript is spliced from 13 exons. The record is from RefSeq and is a predicted model, not a curated record. Gene Ontology annotation, molecular function: protein binding; calcium ion binding; collagen binding.